Saccostrea echinata is the source of this 892-nucleotide messenger RNA. Its product is annotated as ribonuclease Y-like. Gene Ontology annotation, cellular component: synaptonemal complex. The record is from RefSeq and is a predicted model, not a curated record. NCBI's taxonomy places the organism in Eukaryota, Metazoa, Mollusca, Bivalvia, Ostreida, Ostreidae. Bases 4 to 693 code for a protein of 229 amino acids. The transcript is spliced from 9 exons. Gene Ontology annotation, biological process: synaptonemal complex assembly.
AAAAUGUCUGGGAAUAAUUCAGGAUCAACUUUCCGCGUAGAUUUGCUACUACACAGUUUGAAAGAAAUACAACAAGAAAAGAAUUGUCUGGAAAAUAAACUUGCUGAGAGACGUAGUAAAAGAAGAGAAUUGGAAAAUUUAUUAGACAUAGAGAACAACAAGUUCUCCCAGAUGAAAGAAGGACAUGAAAAAAUGCAAGAGACCAUGAAAGUUGCACAGCUUAAAGAGGCACAAACACAGUCUUUGGCAAAUAGGAUGGAAGAAUCAAAUCAGGAAAUGAGAGAAAGUAUCAAAGAUUUGAACAAAAAACUGAUGAUAGAAAAGGAAAGUCAAACUGAGAGUGUAGAAAACUUUCAAAAGGAAUUAUCAGACAUUGCCAAUCACCUGAUUAAUGCAAGGUCAUUUUAUGAGGAUUCAUCUCUGAACAAAGUUAUUGAAGAAGCAGAAUUUCACAAGACUGAUAUACAAAGCAAAGUUGUAAAUUGUCAUCAAGAAUAUUUAGAUCUCCAGCAAAGAUUGGAGAAUUUGUCACUCCAUAACACACCUUGUGGAUAUAAAGAUAUUCCCAUGGAUUUUCGAAAAGAAAUAUGGGCAAUGUUCAAAGAAGAAAAUGCUGCUGCAAAGGACCUCUUAAAAAGGAAAAGAGAGAAACUACAAACCAUCAAGGAGGAGUUAACAAGCUUGACAACUUGACUUUUAUUGAAUUUUAAUCACCCCCAUGAUAUAACAGAAAGAAAUAGUUACUGGCACACAUUUGACCAUCCUUGACACAGCAAGUAACCCUAGGACUGUUUGGGAUGGGACUGAUGAGCUAAGAAAAUGCUUCCAUGCUCAUUAAGUUGGGUAUUACACAUUCAUUAACUGAUAUCAACUAUGAGAUACAAAUACAUGU